Plectropomus leopardus (leopard coralgrouper) is the source of this 1521-nucleotide messenger RNA. RefSeq names its product snRNA-activating protein complex subunit 1-like. The record is from RefSeq and is a predicted model, not a curated record. NCBI's taxonomy places the organism in Eukaryota, Metazoa, Chordata, Actinopteri, Perciformes, Serranidae. Gene Ontology annotation, molecular function: sequence-specific DNA binding. Gene Ontology annotation, cellular component: snRNA-activating protein complex. Gene Ontology annotation, biological process: snRNA transcription by RNA polymerase III; snRNA transcription by RNA polymerase II.
UUGUUUUUGGGUAAUUUGCCAAUGAUGAGCGUCACCUGCUUUGAAUCCGUCCAGAGCUCCUUCAGACUUCUGACUGGCACUUUGAGAGUUUCGCUGUUUCCUGUUUGGGGUUUUGUUUCGUGGCCACGAUGCCUCGCGUGCCGCCUAUUUACUCUGAUUUCUUCUACGCUCCUCUGACUGAAGACGUGGAGGAACUCCUGGCUCGUUUCCAGCAGACUGACUCCGUCCGGUACGAGGUGUUUUCGGCCAUCUGGAGGGAGAUGGGCUUCUCUGACGUCUUCAUAGGUAUCACCAGCAUGGCUGAGAUGAAGAGAUUCUGCAGAGUGGCGCUGGCCACAGCCGUGAAGUACUUCCUGCCUCCGUACAGCUACCAGAUCCGAGUGGGAGGCCUGUAUUUGAUGUUUGGUUUGUACCACACUCAGCUCGCAGCUCCGCCGGUGAAGAUCAGACUCGCUCUGAGGGACUGGGGUCUGAUUCAGAAGUUUGUGAAGGACUCUGCGGAGGCUGAGCACCACGAUGUCGUUUACAUCUUUGAGAAGCUUGCUGCGAGCAAAGCCAUACACUACACCGCCAUGUCUCAUGUUCUCACCUUCCAGAAGCAGAGGAAGCCGAAGAAGGAGCCCGUGUGCGCAGAGUUUCUCGGGAGGAGCACGGCGAUCCAGGAGCUCCUCUCUGCCGAAAUCCUGGAGGAGCUGAACAACAUCCAGAGCCAGUACGAGAAGCUGAAGGAGGUGACGGUGAAGGUCAGCUGCCAGGCCACCAUGACACAUCGAGACUUUGCCGCCGGCCUGAAAGAGUGCAUGUCAGAGUUCAUCGCCUGGCAACAGAAGACUUUCUCAAAGGACAACAAAGACAAGAAGUCUCGUGAUGAUGAUGAUGAUGAGGAGGAGGACGAGGAGGACGAGGAGGAGGAGAAGCCAACGGAGUCCAGCAGCAGCAGAGCCAAACUCGUGUCCGCCAUCAAGCAGAAGAGCUACGGAAACUACCAGGAGGCGUCCAAGUCCAGGAGACACCGGCAGGCCAAGACGGUGGACUCCAGCUCAGGGGCAGAGCAAGUCCAGGAGACUGUGGGUCUGCACCGAAAAAAGAGGCCUCCCUCGCUGCGGGCUCGCACCUGGAAGAGUCUCGGGGUGACGGCGAAGGAGAGCAAGCUCCAGAACUGGCUGCUGAGCGCUCCGGAGCAGCAGGAGAAGCUGCCGGUGAAGAGGACCAACCAGACGGCUCCUUUCAAAGGAUGAUGGGAGGAAAGAGUUUCAGACGCACGAAGACGCUCUGUGCUUUGCUUUUGUUCUUCCAGGUUAAAUGAAGUUAAUUGGUUUGGAAAAUACCUUUUAUUUUUAUAAACAGCUGGAUUUGAGCUGAUUUUCACUUACUUUGCAACUAGAAUCCUUUAAUUUGUUAAUAAAUGUAUUCACUCACUCUGCCUUUAUUCCCCACCCUCUCGUUUUCACUCUUAACACUUUGAAACCUGAGCAAGUUGGCUUGAUUUGAUUUCAAAAACUUGGGAAGAAGGCAAUGAAA